Phlebotomus papatasi is the source of this 4507-nucleotide messenger RNA. RefSeq lists its product as uncharacterized. Lineage: Eukaryota; Metazoa; Arthropoda; Insecta; Diptera; Psychodidae. The transcript has 5 exons. Bases 623 to 1528 code for a protein of 301 amino acids. The record is from RefSeq and is a predicted model, not a curated record.
AGUCGUAUCGUGACCGUCAGUUAAACACGCGGGGUACUCUUGUCAGCAUCCACAAAACUUCAGUGGCGGGUUUUUGAACAGAAAUCACCACCACCCCAAAAGUUGUAUCAGAAAGGGAUUUUCCCGCAAAAUUCCAGUGUGCUCCGUGUAUGCCACCACCACGCCCUUACGCCCCGGAAAAUUGCUCUAUAUAGAAGUGUUGCUCUUGGGGUCGGGGGUGGCUUUUUUUGCUUCCUAAACUAUCAACCAUAUCCGAAGAUUUAAAUAGCAUUUCCCACAGUGUGAAUUAUGGACUUUGCGAUACUAUUGACCAUUUCGUGUAUGUAACGUGUCAAAAUUGAGGAUAUCAGUGUGAUUUAUAUGUAGCAAUUGUGUUGGCUCGGGGGAGUACCAACGAUUUUUUCACACUCGCCAACCCAUUCAAGUGUCGAUUCUUGGUGGUUGCGACAUCACCAGCAACUCGUUGGAUUACCCAGAGCCGAGUGUGUGAAGACCAUUCUCACCCCCAAGUGAGGUGGUGAGACCAAAAGACGUGAAUCCCAAUGAGAGGGUUUCAGUUGGGGUGAAUUUAAAUGCUUUCUUCUCAGCGAUAAAUCAAUUGAAAUCUGUGAAUCUAUCAAUAAUGUGGCGGACAACGAACCUCAAUCGGAUAUCGUUUAUCUUCUCGCUGACACUGAUCUCCUUACUCGGAUGCCGUCAAAUUGAGGCACUUCACCUGACAGAUAUUUCUGUGCCGAGGGUGGCCGAUGUGCGAGACACGGUAACACUUUCAUGCACGUACAACAUGGGAAAACACAAGCUCAACUCUGUCAAAUGGUACAAGGAUGGGAGUGAAUUCUUUCGAUAUGCACCAAUGAUGAGUCCAAAAAUUAUGACAUUCCCCGUGGUUGGCGUCACUCUACCGAAAGAUCAACCAUUUGACUGCUCCAAAACCACAUGUAGUGUGAUUCUGGAUCAACUAGAGCCUAGGACUAGUGGCUCGUACCGUUGUGAAAUCUCUGGAGAUGCACCAGAAUUCAAAUUGAUCAGUGAAACAGGAAAUAUGACCAUUGCAGCUCUACCACGGCACGAUCCAAUCAUCACUGGCAUAAACCAGAGAUACGAAGAUGGUGACUUUCUGCUGGGCAAUUGCACAUCGGAUAUGUCAAGUCCACCAGCAAUGCUGUCGUGGUACAUCAACGAUGAGAAAGCACCGCCAGAAUAUCUCCAACCACUCCAUGAGACAACCAUCGAGUCAGACGGUUUUCAAUUACGCUUCCGCAGUUUAGAGCUACGGUUUCAUAUAGAUAAGGCACGACACGAAAAUGUGCGAAACACCAUGCGACUCAAGUGUCUUGCCAGAGUUGAACAGAUCCCAACGGCAACGCGAGAAUCAAGCAUCGCUGUAUACAUCGCGUCACCGGAUGACUUAACCAAUCAAAAGUUAAUUAACUAUUGGACUAAUUCUAAUUCGGGUCACCGCAAAUUUACGGCCAUGCUCUUCGUCACUCUCACCACCCUUGUAUGUCUCAUGUUAGCAACAAGAUAGUGUAUUAAAUAUUAAAAAGCCGAAACACCCACACCACCCACAAGGUGCGGCGACCCUCAAGACGGCGCAACCCAACCAGCGUUAGGCAGAAAAUCAAAAGCGCGCCCUGAGUGGGAUGAAAGUCAUGUAUUUGUAAUAAAGAUUUAAUGAAAAUGUUGGUUAGCUGAUUUAAUAUUACACAGACAUAUUUAUUAAAAUAACAAUGUAUUGUGUAUUAAAUUUUGUAUAUUUCUUAUUUAGUUCUUAAUAUAAGUGGCCUUAUUAUUUUCAUGUAAAUGCUCAAAGUGACGCUCAUUUGGGAUAUUCAAAAAGCUAAUAUUUCAAGACGUUUUCAGGCAUUCAAAAUAUUAAAAUAAAAACCGUACUUUUUAUUAGUUAUGGAGAAAUAUUCUCAAAUUCAGUCACUUAUCAUGACACUAUAGCAAGAUCUGCCUCCACAUUCCUCUGUCCUUUGAUACUGUGGAACAACAUUUCUGUCGCAUUUAUACGUCUCACAAAUAAGUAUUUCAUUUCAGUAUUCUGCACAAUUUAUUUUAGAUUCUUAACUUUCCAAAAGCUUUAAAGAAAGGAAUUUAUAUUUAAGAAUUUAUUAGAAAUAUUUUAGACAUUAGGUCAUGAAAACGUUAUUUGCACGUCAUUUAAAUGACUUGAGGUAGCCUUCAGCUAUAGAGACAUUCUUGUCCGAAUAUUACGUUAUUUUUACCUGAAAUAAUAAUAUAACUGACGAAAAAGAUGCCGUUAUUCUUUUGGAAGUUUUUGUCAGAGAAACUUAAGUAAUUUUCAAGCGGUAUAAUUUAUCUCACAAUGAAAAAUAAGCUUCUGACUGAAAUUGUGAUUACCACCCCGUUUCUCUCAAUUGCAUGAUAUUUUCCUACGAGUAAAUUACAUUCUGAAAUUAAGUAAAUAUCUUUCUUUAUCUUCAGCAUCCUCCUAUUUAUUUUGAUGAGUAUUUAAAUUAAAGCGUGGUUUAGUAUUAUUUUAUAAAUAUUUAAAAGUAUUGCAAUGUAUUUAACUCUAAAAAAUAGUCAAGUUUUUAUGUUUAUUUUUGUAAUGGAGCUUUUUUGAAGAAAUUAUCUAUGGCAUGAAAAAAAUUUCAAAAUACGGUUAUAUCUCAUGAUAACUAUUGGAAAAUAAUCAUUAUUCGAGUGGAAGACUUUAUACGAUAAUUUUAUAGCCAUAUGACAUUCUACUUCACACCUCUUGUUCUUAUUUUAUCACUCACCUGCCAAAAAGUUAGUUGAAGAAAAACAGGAAAAUGGAAUGAAGUGAAACUUGUAGUAGUUUUAUUGUAAUGAUUAUCGCAUUUUUACGUAGAGAUUAUUUUCCAUUUUAAAAGGCAUUCAACAGAUUGAGCAGGAUUAUAGUAAUAAUGGUUAGUAAAAAUGAAAAUUGAUAAGCAAUGAAAUAUUAUUGGCAAAGGACUUAUUAAGACGUUAUGAACCAUUUUAAUUCUUACUGAGCAAAAUUGAAAUUUUUACUAACUAUUUUGAAUUACCAACUGACCAAUUGUGGUGAUUGUGAGAAGUUAUGAAAUUAGGUUAAAAUUAAAUUGCCAUACACCUGAUUAGAUUAGCUUGGCAAUCUUGCUCUCUCUUUUUGACUGGCCUAGCCCCAAUGAAAUGUUAAACACAUUGUAAAACCGAAACAUACAACCAGAGAAAGGACGUUUCCACCGUUUAGUCCUGGAGGUUGCAAUCAACGCUGAGAUGGCGAUGGACGCAUGGGGAGUGGGAAAGGUCAAGAAUGAGAUGAAAUACAGUAGACUCUCUCAAAUUUGGGCAUUUUGGGACCGAAGUGUCACCCGUAUUAGAGAGAAAUUCUGGCAUCAAAUUGUUUGAAAUACAACAAUUUUUUUUUCUUUUGCAUACACAUAUUGAAUUUACAUACUCAUAUUUAUGGUAAAUUUCAUGAAAACCCCUUAAUAAUGCAACAUCACAUGAUAACUGAGACAAACAUAGUAAAUUUGAGCAUAUUUGCUUCAUUCGAAAACUUGAAAAAUAUUUAUAUACUUUUUUCAAAUUUAACUGCUGCCCGAAUUAAAAAGUAGUCCGAUCUUAAAAGAGCCUAAUUAAGGAGAGUCUACUAUAAAUUCAAAUUCAAAUUCAAUUUGAAUUUUAACUUAUCAAAUCCCCUAUUUUUUUAUCAAAAGCGUUUUUUCCCAUUGAAAGUAUGAGGUUUGGGUGCCCGAAUAAUUACAAUGACUACACAGUAAUAAUAACGUUAUGCCGACUACAUUUUACUACUUGGGAAGCAACAGUAUAUGUCAUUAAUCUAUAAUUUAUCUUUGGAUAUCAAUAUUUUCGAAUUUAUGAAAUCCAAACAGAUAUAACAAAAUUCUGGAAUUUCAACACAAACACGCCACAUUGAUUUUUUUCUGUCAAUAUAAAAAUGAGAAGUAUUUAUACGGAAAAAAUACUAUUCAUUAAAUAUUCGGAAAUAUAAUUUAUUCAAUUUAUUCGCAGUGCUGAUAUUUUACUGAAAAUGAACGAUAUUUCAAAGUAUCUGAAAUAUUGCUUCGUUCCCCUAAUUUAUUUUAGCUCAAUUAUAGUCUUUUCUAUUUUUUAUGUUGUUUAAAAUAAAGUAAAUCGGAAACACUGAUUAACUUUACACUGUAACUGGACGAUGCAAGUAAAUUUAAUAAAAAUUAAAUUGACAAUAUUUUAACGGAAAUGUACCCACAGCUUUGUUACACUAAAUUUAUAAGGCGUUGCUGAUGGAAAUUCUGUACAAUACAAAAGCGGUGUUUGAACAAACAAUGCAAACUACGAAGUUAUUGAAGCUCUAUUCCGGCUCAUUUAAUUUCAAUCUAAUGCUUUUAGUUAAAUGAACCGAUUACAUUUGCAUUAUUAUCCACGAAUUCAAAUAUAAGGACCCAUAUUAAAUUGUAAAUUGUCCACCGGCAGUGUUCACUUUAACCACAAUCAAUCGGCAUUUUAAUUAAAUUUCAGUCUAUGCAUAAAAUUCUUUGGGAUAUUUUUU